Mucor velutinosus is the source of this 2811-nucleotide messenger RNA. RefSeq lists its product as uncharacterized. The transcript has 13 exons. The record is from RefSeq and is a predicted model, not a curated record. Lineage: Eukaryota; Fungi; Mucoromycota; Mucoromycetes; Mucorales; Mucoraceae. Bases 1 to 2811 code for a protein of 936 amino acids. Gene Ontology annotation, biological process: vesicle-mediated transport; autophagy; endosomal vesicle fusion. Gene Ontology annotation, molecular function: protein binding. Gene Ontology annotation, cellular component: cytoplasm; fungal-type vacuole membrane.
AUGCACGACGCUUUUCAAGUAACAACAGUUGUCGAUAAACUUACUCGCAUCGAAUCCAUCUUUGCUCAUGGUGAUAGACUAUUGAUAGGCACUGGUGUGGGUCAGCUUCUUAUCUAUGAUAUCAAAGAGCCUUUAUUUGCUGAUGAUAAUCAAGUGCCUGAGGUUACGCUUGUACAAACAAUCAAGCAAUUUUCCAAAAAGCCUAUUGAGCAACUAGACAUUAUCAAGGAGAUUGACGUACUCGUAUCGCUGUCAGAUGGUUUGGUCAGUCUUCACGAUUUACGUACAUUUGAAUUGCGCAUGGCAUUAGGCAAAACCAAAGGAGCCAACCUGUUUGCUAUACAAACCAUGGUGGAGAUGAGUCCUGAAGAACAGAUCCCCGUACUAACAACACGGUUAGCUGUGGCUGUCCGCAAGAAGCUAUUUGUAUUUGUAUGGAAAGACACGGAAUUCUUCGAGACAAAAGAACUGAAUAUACCAGACCGCAUCAAAACCAUGUCGUGGGUGGGCACAACAAAGAUUUGCUUGGGAUUCUCUACAGAAUAUGCACUGAUGGAUGUGGAGCAAGGAAAGUUGACGGAACUGUUUGCUCCUACUGGUGUUUCCGCAGACGCGGGCCCCAUGAGCACGCUGAACAGUUUAUACAACAUGUCCAUUGGCGCAAGAGGUGGAAAACCAAUGAUUACAAAGAUUCCCAAUAACGAGAUGCUGCUGGCUAGAGAUCAUGUCAGUAUCUUUUUGGGUCUGGAUGGAACACCCACACGGAAAGUGGGCAUUGAAUGGUCAGGCCCACCCGAACAGAUUGGCUACUCUUACCCUUAUGUGAUUGCUAUCUUGCCAAAGCAUGUGGAGGUGCGCAAUAUUCAAACGCUCACACUGGUACAGCAGAUUGAUCUCGCCAAUACCAAGUUCCUCAAUCAGGGCAAACUCGUCUACGUAGCCAGCACUUCUCAAAUCUACCGCCUCACACCUUUCAGUUUCUCUGUUCAGAUUGAUCAGCUGGUGGAAAGACAGGAAUACAAAGAGGCAGUGAGUUUGUUGGAUCAAAUCGAUGCCGUGCUGGUAGAGAACAAGGAAAAGAAGCUCAACACGAUCCGCACAGCCUAUGCACAUGAUUUGUUCCGCUGUGGAGAGUAUGAUACAGCACUCGGCUUGUUUCAAGAGUUGGAUACACCCGCUGCUGAAGUCAUUCGUCUCUAUCCAGAGAUGAUAUCUGGCAGUUUGGCUGCUAAACAUCAUGAUCAGGAUGAAGACCAAGAUGAAGAAGGUUUGCCUGAGGACAGUGAAUUGCUUUCGCCUGGUAGCAAGAAAUCAACCGCCCUUAAUGACGAGUCGACGAGUCGCCCUUCCAGCCGCGCAGCAUCGAUUCGAAGCAAAGCAACGACCGUAGCGAGCCAUCAGAGCCAUCAACUGAAAAAGAAAGAGACAGUGCCCCUGACUGGUUUGAAUUUGCGAGAUGCUGUCAGUUAUUUGAUCCGUUAUCUUACCGAUAAGCGACAAAAACUAGCCAGAAGACUCAACAGCAGCGCCUCACUCAAGUCAGAUGGCAGCAGCAACAGUGGAGAUGGAGACGAUUUACUUUAUCAAGCCAGUUUAGUAGAUACCUCGCUCCUCAAAUCCUACAUGAUGACAAAUGACGCUCUUGUGGGCCCCUUGCUCCGAGUUCAAAAUCAUUGUGAUGUGGAAGAGUGCGAAAACAUCUUGAUGGAUAAAAAGAAAUACAAAGAACUGGUUGAUUUAUACAACUGCAAAGGAUUGCAUGCUAGAGCCUUGGAUCUACUAGAAAAACUAGGAAAGCAAUCAGAUGGGCCUUUGAGAGGCGUAUUACCUACCAUUCGGUAUUUACAGAAAUUAGGAUUGGAUCAUUUUGAUAUUGUAUUACAGUACUCUCGCUGGGUGCUGGAGAAGGAUCCCAAGCAUGGCAUGGAUAUCUUCAUCGAUGAUUUAACCGAGGUAGAGACAUUUCCACGAGAGAAAGUAUUGCACCAUUUGGAAUCUAUUUCAAGCGAUCUAGCCAUUCAGUAUUUGGAAUACAUUAUCGAGGAGCUUCAUGAUGAAUCCACCGAGUUUCAUAACAGACUUGUUAUAGCUUAUCUUGACAAAAUCAAUUCAGAUAAGCACGGAGUCGAUAAAGAAAGUGCAACUGCCAACGUGCGAUCUAGGCUUAUCUCAUUCCUGACUGAUUCGUCUUGCUAUAAAGCUGAAAAGAUAUUAUCUCGGUUACCCAUAGAUGAUUUAUUCGAGGAACGUGCUAUUCUUCUGAGUCGUAUCGGGCAGCACGAUCAAGCUCUGGAUAUUUAUGUAUACAAACUCGAAAACUACGUCAUGGCAGAAGAAUACUGCACCAAAGUCUAUCAAGAGGAUCCAGUCAAGGGAGAGAAAAUGUACCUAACACUGCUCAAAGUCUAUCUCCAACCUACAAGCAACCAGCAAAAGCCUUUGAUUGAGCCCGCUUUGGACUUACUAGCACAUCAUGGAUCUCAUAUCGAUGCAAGCCAAGUAUUGGCUAUCUUGCCUUCCUCCACUCGCUUGUUUGGACUAUUCCCGUUUUUUGAAAAGUACAUAAGAGAAACAAACAAGAAUCGCAAUAUGGAUCUAGUAGUGAAAAACUUGCUCAAAGCCGAGCAGAUACAGGUCGAGGAACAAUUGAUGUUUUAUAGGUCUCGAGCUGUCAAAAUCACAGAAGAUCGGAUGUGCCCUCAAUGUAACAAGCGCAUUGGAAACAGUGUAUUUGCUGUCUUUCCUAACGGUGUUGUCGUUCACUACUCUUGCAAGGAAAAGAUUGAACAAACGCAGUGGAAGAUUUUGUAA